Paraphaeosphaeria sporulosa is the source of this 1659-nucleotide messenger RNA. RefSeq names its product serine/threonine-protein kinase crk1. Lineage: Eukaryota; Fungi; Ascomycota; Dothideomycetes; Pleosporales; Didymosphaeriaceae. The transcript is spliced from 2 exons. Gene Ontology annotation, cellular component: nucleus; cytoplasm; transcription factor TFIIK complex. Gene Ontology annotation, biological process: positive regulation of transcription by RNA polymerase II; protein phosphorylation. Bases 214 to 1452 code for a protein of 412 amino acids. The record is from RefSeq and is a predicted model, not a curated record. Gene Ontology annotation, molecular function: cyclin-dependent protein serine/threonine kinase activity; ATP binding; RNA polymerase II CTD heptapeptide repeat kinase activity.
CGCUGCAAUUGCGCCUGCACUGCACCCGCGUGCGAAGGAACAUGGCACCCGGCGGCGCACCCUUCCCAGCAUGAUACAGCGCCCGCGAGCCCGCCCCGAGCCUCCCACGAUCCCCUCGUUUGUCCCGCCGUCGCCUUGAUCCCGCGCUUGGACGCGCCGCUCACUUGCGUCUCCCACCACCUUUCUCUGGAGACCAACCCACGCCCUGUAAAGAUGGGCAUGUCGCCCGCGCUGAGCCCCAGGCCUAAUCCGCCGGGCUCAAAUGCUCCGGCCAACGCAGCAAAGGCGAGGCCCCUCGUGCAUCUGCUCAACCACAAGACCGUCCCGUCGCCGUCCCUCGCCAGCACAGCGACGACCCCGGGCGGCCCGGACGAGGGUCUCGCCGAGGAGAUGAACGACGUUGUGAAGAACCAGUUCGUCUUUGGCUCGCGCCUGGGCGAAGGUACCUACGCCACCGUCUACCGGGGCCACUACCGCGACGACCCCUCCAAGCUCGUCGCCAUCAAGAAGAUGAAGAAGAACGCCGAAUGGCAAGACGGCAUCAACCUCGACUCGCUCCGCGAAAUGAAGUACCUCGCCGAGCUGCACCACCCGCACGUCAUCAACCUCAUCGCCGUCUUCACCACCAAAGACGAAAACAUCAACCUUGUCCUCGAGCACCUUCCCCGUGGCGAGCUGCAGGACCUCUGGCAGGACAAAUCCAUCGCCUACGGCGGCGCCGACGUCAAGGCCUGGGCCAACAUGAUCUGCCAGGCCGUGUGGUGGAUCCACGAGAACUUCGUGCUGCACCGCGACAUCAAGUCCAACAACAUUCUCAUCGCGGCCGAUAAUUCGCUCAAGCUCGCGGAUUUUGGACUCGCGAGGAGCUUUGCAAAUCCAGAGGCCGACAUGACAUACAACGUCAUCACGCGCUUCUACCGCCCGCCGGAGCUCUUCCUCGGGUCGUCCCACUACGGCGGCUGCGUCGACAUGUGGAGUGUCGGCUGCGUCAUCGCCGAGCUCGCCUGCCGCGAGUUCUUCAUCUUUUCCGAAACCGAUCUGCAGCACCUGGUCCGGAUCUGCGACGUCUUCGGCGUCCCGACCGAGGCGGAAUGGCCGGGGAUCUCCAAGCUGCGCUUCUGGCAGGAACAGCUCGAGAACAGCCCGCCCAAGCGCCCGCAGCCCAUGUCCUGGUGGCGCAACAAGAUGCCGCUGAUUGGCGAUGCGGGCAUCGACCUUGUGAAAGGGCUGUUGGCGAUGGAUCCGGCGAAGCGCCUCGACGCGAAACAGGCGCUUGCACAUCAUUACUGGACUACGGCGCCGAAGCCGCAGAAGAGGGAGAAUCUGCCGGGGAAGGGCGGGAAGGCGGCGGAGAAGGCGAUGGGCGAGCAGUUGAAGCGCGUGGGGCCCGAAGCCGACGAGGAGAAAAUGUCCAAGAUUGCGCGGAAGUUGGACUUUGGGGCGAUGCGGUGAAGAGAGUCGUAGAGGCUCAGCUGUGUGCUUUGGCUUGGCGUUAUGGAGAAGGAUAGGAUACCAGGACUGCAUUGCGCAUUUCAAGGCGUUUAGGCUGUGAUUCUAUCGACAUGUGCACAUACUACCUGUAUAUCCCUUGCGGACGUAGAACUCUGCAGAUUUGUUUGGGUUUCAAGUAGAUGUAUAAUAUGCUAUUGUCACACCCGC